Anopheles marshallii is the source of this 1218-nucleotide messenger RNA. Its product is annotated as 4-hydroxyphenylpyruvate dioxygenase. Gene Ontology annotation, cellular component: endoplasmic reticulum membrane; Golgi membrane. Gene Ontology annotation, molecular function: 4-hydroxyphenylpyruvate dioxygenase activity. The transcript is spliced from 3 exons. Bases 1 to 1218 code for a protein of 405 amino acids. NCBI's taxonomy places the organism in Eukaryota, Metazoa, Arthropoda, Insecta, Diptera, Culicidae. Gene Ontology annotation, biological process: L-tyrosine catabolic process. The record is from RefSeq and is a predicted model, not a curated record.
AUGCAAAAUAAGGGGGCAAUCCACGGCUUAGCCGUACCGAACCAACGACGUCAACGUCGUAAGUACCGCGCAGAUACCACAUACACCGAUAAAGGACCCAAACCGGACGGUGGAAAGUUUCUUGCGUUCGAUCACAUCACAUUCUACGUCGGAAACGCCAAACAGGCGGCCAGCUACUAUACGACGCGUUUCGGCUUCGAGGAUUACGCGUACCAGGGUUUGGAAACGGGCAGCCGUCAGCUGGUGAAGCAUGCCGUCCGCCAGAAUCGGAUCGUGUUCGUGUUUGUGUCGGCCUACGAGCCGGGCCACCGUGAGCACGGAGACCAUCUGGUACGACACGGAGACGGAGUUAAGGAUGUUGCUUUCGAGGUCGAGGACCUGGACGUGAUCGUGCGCCGUGCAAAGGAGCGGGGCGCCAAGGUGGUGCGCGACGUAUGGGAGGAGUCCGACGAGCAGGGUACGGUGCGGUUUGCGACGGUGCAAACGUACGGCGAUACGGUGCACACGUUCGUCGAGCGCCACCGCUAUCGUGGACUGUUUUUGCCCGGUUACAAACCACCGCUGUAUCGGGACGUGCUGCUGCCCACGCUGCCAACGGUCGGGUUGAACUUUAUCGAUCACGUGGUGGGCAAUCAGCCCGAUUUGCAGAUGGAAUCGGUUGCCGCCUGGUACGAGAAGAUGCUAAUGUUUCACCGUUUCUGGUCGGUGGACGAUAGCCAGAUCCAUACGGAGUAUUCGGCGCUCCGGUCGAUCGUGGUGACGAACUACGAGGAAACGGUCAAGAUGCCGAUCAAUGAACCGGCCAAGGGGAAGAAAAAAUCCCAAAUCGAAGAGUACGUGGAGUAUUACGGUGGGGCCGGCGUGCAACACAUUGCGCUGAACACGGGCGACAUCAUUGCCGCUAUACGUAACCUUCGCGCCCGGGGCCAGCAGUUCCUGUCCAUCCCGGACACGUACUACGAUCAGUUGCGCCAGCGGCUCAAGUCGAGCAGCGUGAAGAUUAAGGAAGAUCUGGCGGUGCUGCAAGAGCUUAAAAUUCUGAUCGAUUACGACGAGGACGGGUAUCUGUUGCAGAUAUUCUCCAAGAAUAUGCAAGACCGGCCGACACUGUUCAUUGAAGUUAUUCAACGACACAACCAUAAUGGUUUUGGUGCUGGCAACUUUAAGGCACUGUUCGAAGCGAUCGAAGCGGAUCAAGAAAAGCGUGGAAACUUGUAA